UUUUCUCUCUCUCGCGAAACAUACAGUCUUGUUGUUCCAGCACAUAGCGAUUUGAUUUCCACCUCCGCUGCACGAUGUCAUGUCCAAACCCCCGACAACACUGUGCAACGUUGCAGCCCAAUCAUAAAGCUACCUCAGGUAAUACAAAAAAGUAGAAGCGACAGACUGCAGGGAGCAGCAAACAGCGCACAAGCAGUACAAAAACAUGCAGAUGGACAUUCGCCGCUCUGCGCGAUUCUUUUCAAUUUGUCCCAAUCGAAAAUGCCGGGUGUUGUUCAUCAAAUCGAUCCGGCUGCCGACACUGUUCUUCUUUUGAAGAAUCCUGGAGCACCCUUCGCAGUAUGGAAAACCGUACAUAGCGAUGAUGAAGUCACUAUGAGUGCUCAAGACGAAGGGGGUACGUUCGAGAACGAUGAGAGCGAAGUGGAGAUGGAAGAAGACAACGAAACAGAAAGUCAGCACGAAUCAUCAGACGACAAAGCAGUGCGAUACUUGGUCUCAUCACGUCACUUGACAUUCGCGUCCGGGUACUUCAAAAGCAGCCUUGGUCGGGUAGGCUGGAUGGAAGGACACCCUAGUGAAGCAGACGGCAUGUACCAUCUCACCACCACCGAUUGGGAUCCGGAAGCGCUUCUCAUCAUGUUGAAUAUUCUACAUCUCCAGAACCGCAAAGUUCCCCAAACUCUGAGUCUGGAGAUGAUCGCCAAAAUGGCAGUGUUGGCUGAUUAUUAUCGAUGCGGAGAAGCAAUGGAAACCUUCACGGACAAGUGGCUCACGGGAGCGGCACAAUCGUCGCCUAUCCCUUGGACAUACAGUCGCGAGCUGGUACUUUGGGUGUGUAUUGCAUGGGUUUUCAAACGUUCAGUCGAGUUCAGCUGCGCGACGCGGAGAAUCAUCUAUAGAAACCAGAAGUCUACUGUGAACGAUAUGGGUCUUCCGAUUCCAACGGUUAUCCUUGAUAAGACUGAGCAUGAGCGGUACCGAAAUCUGAACAAUGUGUUUGAUUGCGUCCAAGCUUGGUCUGACACAUGGCGCGAUCCCUGCUACCAAUGUACCAAAUGGGGAGCGAGCAGCUUCCCAUGCGCUUCUAUGUUACUGGGGGCUCUCACUAUAGAGAUGCAUCGUCUAGGUUACAUUACACCACGCCCCGAAAUACCAUUCAAUUAUCUGAGUGUUGCGCUGGUAUGCCAACAGAUUCGCGAUUUCGCUGAGCCACGCUGGUACUCAGAAAUGCACAGCUAUGGGAGGGCUGACCAUGUCUGUAGUCUCGAAGAAACGGUGAAGAAGGAUGUGGUUAAGAUCAAGAACAAACUUGCAGGGUUAAAGAUGGAUGAGUUCAAGGACAGAGCUGAGGACGCUGAUGCUGUGACAACAACAGCGAUACUUUGA
This is a messenger RNA of Periconia digitata, 1389 nucleotides long. The record is from the annotation of a GenBank genome assembly. NCBI's taxonomy places the organism in Eukaryota, Fungi, Ascomycota, Dothideomycetes, Pleosporales, Periconiaceae.